AUGGUGACACGUUGCCGUGGAGCGGAGGUUUCGAAAGAAAGCAAAUAAAGUGGUCGUCGUGCAAAACUGAAGUUAUUUUGUAGUUUUAUACAGUAAAAGCGACAUAUAUAAACCCCAAGUUAUAAUAGUGUAAUAUUUUAAUGGCUUUGACGUAAAGAGCCGGAGCACAACAAGGUCGUAUUGCGGCGGUAAGUGUCGUAAAGUCUUCUUUACGCCAGACGGACACUAAAGCAGCGCUACAGAGUCCACGUGAGUGCAGACUGGCUCAAAGUCACAUUUUUUGGAGCUGCUUUUGGGGCAAUCUUUUCCGAUCGGGAUGCUCUACCUGAUCGGGUUGGGUCUGGGGGACGCCACCGACAUCACAGUGAAAGGUCUGCAGGCCUUGAGGAAGUGUUCCCGGGUCUACUUGGAGGCCUACACCUCCGUGCUCACUGUGGGCAAGGAAGCUUUGGAGGAGUACUACGGCAAGGAGCUGAUCCUGGCCGACAGGGAUCUGGUGGAGCAGGAAGCUGACGAGAUCCUUAAGGACGCUAAAGAGACCGACAUAGCCUUUCUGGUGGUGGGAGACCCUUUCGGCGCUACCACUCACAGUGACCUGGUCCUCAGAGCGGUGCAUGCUGGGAUACCAUAUCGGGUCAUCCACAAUGCCUCCAUCAUGAACGCGGUUGGCUGCUGUGGCCUGCAGCUGUACAACUUUGGGGAGACGGUUUCCGUGGUCUUCUGGACGGACACGUGGAAACCCGAAAGCUUCUACGACAAAAUCUGCAAAAACCGAUCAGCUGGACUGCACACUCUUUGUUUACUCGAUCUCAAAGUGAAGGAACAGUCAGUGGAGAACAUGAUGAGAGGGAAGAAGAUCUACGAGCCUCCCCGCUUCAUGAGCGUGUCGCAGGCGGCCAACCAGAUGGUCCAGAUCGUCCAGAGGAGGCGGGAGCAGGGGGAGGAGCUUGGCGGUGUGACGGAGGACACGGUGUGCGUAGGCGUGGCCCGGCUCGGCGCUGACGACCAGAAGAUCUGCACGGCCACGUUGGGUCAGUUGGUGUCAUGUGACCUCGGCGCGCCGCUCCAUUCGCUGGUAGUCACCGGCAAGCUCCACCCCCUGGAGGUGGACAUGUUACGGCUCAAUGCUCAACCGGACGCACUGCGGCACCUGAGCACGGAGGACGGCUCGUAGCACACACAAAACACACAUAAAGGUUAUCAUUUGGACAGAGCACCAGGUUUUUGUUCAGUACUUGUGGGGACCACCCUUUCUACAGGUUGUGGAGGCAUAAAAAAAAAAAACUAGGUCAAAUGUCCAAUGCCUAGUUAGUUCAUACAGGUCUUUAAAUCUCUGGAUUGGUGAAGUAAUGUGCUGAUCAUUCUUACUGGGGACAAAAAGAGUUAAUAUGGUUCAUGGGGACCAAAUUUAAAUAAUUUUCCAUACCGUAUUUCCUUGAAUUGCCGCCGGGUAUAUGGUAUGCGCCUGCCUAGAAUUACUGCCGGGUCAAACUUGUUUCGCAAAAUAUUAUUUUUAGUAGCGCAUGUCUAGAAUUUCUGCCGGGUCAAACUCGUUUCGCAAAAUAAUUAGCAUAUGCCUAGAAUUUCCGCCGGGUCAAACUCGUCACGUCACGAGUGACACUUCACCUGUCAUCAUUUUUAAAAUGGAGGUUGAUUUCAAUAAUUUGAAAUCGAAUAAUAGGAAGAAGAUUAAGAGCUAUUCAGUAGGAUUUAAGGUCCAAGCUAUUGAAUAUGCUAAAAAGAACAGUAAGGAGCUAUUUUUUAUUAAUAUACCGUAGCUGCGUGUGUCAAAUAUGAGUCAUUAAAUGACUCCCGCCUCCUGGUGGUAGAGGGCGCUAGUGAUCCUUCUUGCGACUACUCUGCUGCAGAAGAAGUGACAACAAGCAGCAAAAGUGAGCAGCGAUCUUUUUUUUUUCCCUCUCGUUUGCACUUUUUACAUGGAGGAUUACAUAUCUAAAAUAAAAACGGUUUUCUAAACUGGACUUUCAAUCGAAGCAGGAGGUAAUAAAGGAAGAUUUCCAUCGAGACAGAGAGACUUUUAAAACUGAAGAAAAAUAAGGAAGACUUCUAUAAACAAGUUAUCGAUGCUUUUGAUCAGAAGGAGCUGGCAUGGACUAUAUAAGUAAAGGUAAGACCAUAGUAACGUUUUUAUUAAAUGUGCUUUUCAUGAUGGUAUCCUUACAUCACACUCGGAAUUUUUAAGCGCAGGCCUAAAUUUACCUAAUGCCUUUGGUAAGUGCCGGAGUGAGAAGAGGGUUUUAAAUUAAUUAGCGCCCCCGGCGGCAAUUCAAGGAAAUAUGGUAAUUUACACAAAUUUGUACGUGACUACUAACCAUUACAAAAAAUUAAAUAAAUAAAAAAAGUUUAAAUAUGACACGAUCCUCAGAAUUAUUUAAAAAGAUUUCCCUUUAGGGGACCUGUUUUUUUUUAGUCCCCAUACCGUCAGAAGUUCCCUAAAGCUGACUUUGUAAACAGAGCAAUGUCCCCAUUAAGUCAGAAUUGCCAGAACACACGCGCGCGCACACACACGCACACGUACACACGCACACACACAUACACUAGAAAAACUGAGUCAUUCUGUGACAUCCACUCCUUCCUCCUCAAAACAGGAAGUGAGCCAAAUAACUUCAAAAUAAAGCCAGUCUUCUUUAA
This is a messenger RNA of Nerophis ophidion (straightnose pipefish), 2652 nucleotides long. It is a transcript of the gene dph5, whose product is annotated as diphthamide biosynthesis 5. NCBI's taxonomy places the organism in Eukaryota, Metazoa, Chordata, Actinopteri, Syngnathiformes, Syngnathidae. Bases 317 to 1174 code for a protein of 285 amino acids. The transcript is spliced from 7 exons. Gene Ontology annotation, molecular function: diphthine synthase activity. The record is from RefSeq and is a predicted model, not a curated record. Gene Ontology annotation, biological process: protein histidyl modification to diphthamide.